Messenger RNA from Penicillium subrubescens, 642 nucleotides. RefSeq lists its product as uncharacterized. The record is from RefSeq and is a predicted model, not a curated record. The transcript has a single exon. Gene Ontology annotation, cellular component: mitochondrion. NCBI's taxonomy places the organism in Eukaryota, Fungi, Ascomycota, Eurotiomycetes, Eurotiales, Aspergillaceae. Bases 1 to 642 code for a protein of 213 amino acids.
AUGACUGUCCGGCGCCCCUUGAGUUUCCCGACCGUUACCCGUCCGCUCCACAACAACGCCGUGCGACAGCCUGGACCAUUGUCGCGAAGGACAAUGUCGACGCCUCCAAAUCCCUCACAAGCCCCAAAGUCGGCUCAAGCAAGCCCCAAAGAUUCCCAAUCCCAUCUACGUCGUUUCAAUGACCGACUACCACGAUUCCUUCGCACGUAUACAACUCCGCUUCUAGGAGCUCCUGUCACACAUGUCACCUCCUUCCUGGUCUUACAUGAAAUCACCGCGAUACUGCCGCUGUUCGGGCUGGUUGCUGCGUUCCACUACAGCACAUGGCUGCCGGAUCUUAGCUCGGAUUCUGAGUCAGGGACAAGCAACGCCUUUGAUGAGGGAGCGAAGCGAUUCGGGCGGUGGCUGAGGAAGAAGGGCUGGGUUGAGGAAUCCGAUGUCAAUGCCGUCGCGGAGCACGAGGUUGCGCAAAAAGAGCGAGCUGGAGUACGACUGGUGCUGGAAUUCGCUACGGCAUAUGCAAUUACAAAAGCUUUACUGCCCCUCCGUAUAGCAGCUAGCGUGUGGGCUACGCCGUGGUUUGCCAGGACGAUUCUUACGCCAACCACAAAUGCAGCUAGGAGGCUGUUCAGCAAGAGCUGA